Messenger RNA from Lepus europaeus (European hare), 746 nucleotides. It is a transcript of the gene SAPCD1, whose product is annotated as suppressor APC domain containing 1. NCBI's taxonomy places the organism in Eukaryota, Metazoa, Chordata, Mammalia, Lagomorpha, Leporidae. The transcript has 5 exons. The coding region runs from base 1 to 537 and encodes 178 amino acids. The record is from RefSeq and is a predicted model, not a curated record.
AUGGGGAGUUGGGGGCCUAGUGGGCCGCCCCCGGUGCAGGCUCCCUACACGGUCCUGCUGCUGCCGCUGGAGACCAGCCGCCAGGAUCCAGGCGCCCGGAGCUUCUUCCUUUGGCUGCAGAGGAUGCGGGCUCUGGAAAGGCAGCAGGACGCCCUGUGGCAGGGGCUGCAGCUGCUGCAGCGAGGCCGGGCCUGGUUUGAAGACCGCCUGAGGGAGGCCCAGCGACAGCAGCUGCAUCUGGGGGCCCUUGGUGAGGAUUUUCUAACAGACUCACACUCGGAGCCUGAGGGCUCCCGGUUAGCCCAGAUUCAAAAAGUGAACACCUGUUUGCAGAAUCUGAUUCAGGAGAAGCUGUCCCCACGUCCACUGAACAGGGCUGGUUCCAGCGGCCCCCAGCACUGGAAGGAAAGGCCAAGGAAGCAGAACGUGGGGCAGCCACAGGAGUGGCCAAGGCAGCAGAGAGGAGUCAACCGGUCCGCGGGGCAGACGGCUCAGCCCCGCUGUCCCCGGGGGCGGAGGGCUGCCACCCGGGUCUGAACCUCCUCCCGGUCCCUCGGUCGUGAAGGAGUCAUUGCCGGAGCCACCUUACUCUGCUGCACGGCUUCAGGGCGCGGGGCGGUGAAGUUCAGACAUCUCCGUGGGAAGCGUCCUGAAAACUCCCAUGUCACCUCCGCGGGGUCUCAGGCCCUCCCCGCCCCCACACGAUGCGCAAGAAUGAGCUUUCCUUAAAGGCCCUCGGGAGAAGA